Messenger RNA from Pipistrellus nathusii (Nathusius's pipistrelle), 450 nucleotides. NCBI's taxonomy places the organism in Eukaryota, Metazoa, Chordata, Mammalia, Chiroptera, Vespertilionidae. The record is from the annotation of a GenBank genome assembly.
AUGGCGGCGGCGGCAACGGCGGCGGCGGAGGCGCCCGAAGGUGUCCCUGCGAGCCCACGAGAGGAGCCGGUUCGAGACGAUGCCGCGGUGGAGACGGCCGAGGAGGCGAAGGAGCCCGCGGAGGCCGACAUCACCGAGCUCUGCCGGGACAUGUUCUCCAAAAUGGCAACUUACCUGACAGGGGAACUGACGGCCACCAGUGAAGACUAUAAACUCCUGGAAAAUAUGAAUAAAUUAACCAGCCUGAAGUAUCUUGAAAUGAAAGAUAUUGCUAUAAACAUUAGUAGAAACUUAAAGGAUUUAAACCAGAAGUAUGCUGAACUACAGCCUUAUCUGGAUCAAAUCAAUGUAAUCGAGGAGCAAGUAGCAGCUCUUGAGCAGGCAGCCUACAAAUUGGAUGCAUAUUCCAAAAAACUGGAAGCCAAGUACAAGAAGCUGGAGAAGCGAUGA